Molecule: messenger RNA, 4263 nt
Organism: Peronospora matthiolae
Lineage: Eukaryota; Oomycota; Peronosporomycetes; Peronosporales; Peronosporaceae
Source: the annotation of a GenBank genome assembly
AUGGACCAAGGAACCUCUGUGCUUGGAACCCCUGCUUGGCCCCCAGUUGAGGCAAACGAGGACCUGACUUUGGAUCAUGUGCUGGAUGAUGACAUUUCCGAAUUUCUUGUGGAUAUUUGUGGUUCUACUCUGGAUGCAGCUGACCCUUCGCUCACGGAGGAUGCUGCUGUCUCCGGUCGACUCGGGACGGGUGAGGCACCAACAUCAGCCCCGGCAGCGCCCCGACCUCUGACUUCUGUCGCGUCCAGCUCCCGUGCUACGCGGUGGGGGCCACGUCACGGCGCGAUCGGGUCUUCUGGGGCUGUCCCGCCUGCCGCUGAUGUCCCGGCUUGUCCUGCUCCUACUUCUCGGGUGGCUGUUUCGGCUGCGCCCCGACGAACCAUGACUCGUUGGGGCCCCCGACUCGUAGUGACGCUACCCAUCACUGGGCGACGUACUCGCACUCGACGGCCAUCCUCCAGCGUACCUGAUUCUCCUUUGGUAGACCGCACCGCGCCUACUACGGCAGUUCCACCUGCUGAUUCGCCGAUAGCUCCGCCACCAUCACUGUCAGUGGUGGAGCCUACUGACCACCCAGCGGUUCCAGAGCACUGGCUACUACGUUUUGACGGGGCUUGUCGUCGGAACCCUGGUGCUGGUGGCGCUGGUGCGGUGGUAACAGACGCGUCUGGUACUGUGGUUUGGACGUGCUCCCACUUCCUGCCUGCCCGCGGUGAAACCAACAACACCGCGGAGUACUCUGCUCUAUUGAUAGGGCUGCAGGGGGCACUGUUCCACGGUGCCAAGAGGCUAAAGAUUGAAGGAGACAGCAACUUGGUGCUCGCCCAGGUGCGGGGCUCAUUUACUUGCUCCAACCGGCGGCUCCGGCGGUUGCGAGGUCGGGUUCGCUGCGAGUUGGGCCGCCUGGAUUGGUACCAGCUCAGUCACAUCGACCGGCAAGCUAACGCUCACGCUGACAGACUGGCUAACCGUGCCCUUGACCUCCGCCGUACCGCGUUGGAGUGUGGGCCCCACUCUGAUGACCUCUCCGCUUGUUUCACGCCUGUUUCCUCUCCGCCUUCCAGCCCAUCCCCGGCUGGGCCAGUCACAUAUGGUCCUCCCGAUGCGGAUACUGAUGGCUCUGUGGAUGACGAGGCCAUGGACGUAGAAGCCGAGAUCGCUGCUCGCGAUGGGGGUGAAGUUUUCCCGACUAUUCUCAUUGGUCCGGGUUCUACUCCAGCGCGACAACCUCGGCUCCGUCUCCGUCACUUGAGCGAGGAGGAGCAGGAUAUUGCUGCUGCUGCGGUACAGCACUUUGCGGAUGUCAUGGCGAGCAAGAUUACGGAUUCGGACAGUUGGAUAUCUGGUGAGGGAUACAUCUCGGCCAUCCCGGACCGGCUUCGCGAAGUGCUGCUGCCAUUCUCGGUGUCACCAAUGGGUACUUCAAGCUCGAGAGACAACUGUCCUCGCCAACGCCCACCUCGCGUGACGCGUACGCAGCGCGAACAUCGGUUGGAUGAGGCCCUUGAUGACAUGCAAGCGACGCAACAGGCGGUACCGAGUGACCGUCGCGCGGUCCGGAAGUCUCGCCGCCGCGUGGGUAGAAUACGAGCGUCUAUGGCUCAACUCGAGUUGCGUCGCCGCUUUGCGCAAGACGAAGCCAAGUGUGUUUCCUCUAUCCUCGAUGGUGCCUCUGCCGAAUCUGCGGGUGUCGAGCACCCCGAUACAUGUCCUAUUGGACGGGAGGAGCUUCACCAGCACUUCGUCGGCACGAGUUCCGCUCCUACCGCUUUUGAUUACGAUGCUGACUGCGGACAGGAAUUCCGGGAUGUUCUGAAUGGGUUCCCACGGACGCUUCUGGGUGAUGAUUGCUUUUCCGAGGCUUUUCGAUGGACGAACCAGUUUGCCCCGCAGUUGGUACCCCUUCUGCAUACCGCUUACCGAUUCUGCUGGCUACAUCGGAUGAUACCUCGACUCUGGAAGGUGGGCAUGGUCCGCUUGGUUCACAAGAAAGGCGACCCGCUGCAACCUACGAACUGGAGGCCAAUUUGCUUACAGCCCGCUAUAUACAAACUCUACAGCGGGUUGCUGGCCAGGCGGCUGUCGUGCUGGUUGGAACUUAACCACCGGUUGCCCAUGGCGCAAAAGGGGUUUCGAGAGUUUAACGGAUGCCAUGAGCACAAUUUCCUGGCUACUACGAUGCUCGAUCAGACCCGCCGCUCGCGCCGCAAGCUCUACCAAGUCUGGUAUGACCUCCGAAACGCCUUCGGUUCGCUUCCGCAGCCCCUCAUGUGGCAGGUGCUCCGCCGGAUUGGUGUUGAGCCCCGGUUCAUUAACCGAUGCCAAGAUAUCUAUGAGGGGUCUGCUUUCGUGGUUAUGAAUGCGAAGGACGGGGCGACCGACCCGGAUGUCGGUGUGCCGCUGGCGGAGGGUGUCCGCCCGUGCACCACCGCUUAUGCCGACGACAUCAAGGUUUUCAGUGACAGUGCCGAUGGAAUCCGCCGCUGCCAUGACGUUGUCCGGAGGUUUCUCCAGUGGACGGGGCUGCGCGCUAACCCUGCCAAGUGUGCGAGCCUUGCGGUGACCAUUAAUGCUCGUGGUAACCCGACACUUGACGACAGUGUUCGGCUGGGGAUUCAUGGCGAUGUCAUUUCCCCGCUCACCCUUAAUGAGAGCUAUCGCUAUUUGGGGGUGGGCGAUGGUUUUGACCAUGUUCAGCACCGCCUCCAGCUCGAGCCAAAGCUCCAGCAGAUAAAGCGAGAGGCUGUGGCACUGAUGAAGUCUGGCUUAGCGGUGUGGCAAGUGGUGAAAGCGCUUAAGACUUACGUAUAUCCGAAGGUGGACUACGCGCUUCGCCACUUGCGCCCGCUUCGCUCUCAGCUCGAAGGAUUCGACUGUGCCGUGAAGCGUGGACUGCGACAUAUGCUGCGCCUGCCCCAGUCUUCGACCACUGAGUUCUUCUACGCGCCCACUUCUGGUGGUGGACUGGGCCUGCAGUCUCUAGUGGAGAUGCACCAAUCUCUGCAGGUGGCGCACGCAUGGCAGAUGUUGCACUCCAAGGAUCCAGCUCUAGUGGCGGUGGCGAAGGCUCAGGUCCUACAGGUCGUGCACAAACGAUACCGCCUAUUGAACGACCACUGGACGGGUCGAGACGACGAACUCGUACGUUUGUUUUUGAACUCCAAGCUCGCGUCGUCUCCCCACGCCACCAUCCAUCGCAGAUCGGGGGACAUCGCUUCGGUUUGGGUGGAUGUGCAGCGGGUGCUGUGCAUCCACCGUAUUACCUUUACUGAUCGCGCCGACGAGUCUGGUCAGGACGCGUUUGCGAUUCGCGUGCCGCACCACACCCAAUGGCUUGACCACAAGUCUGUCUUGCGGCACGUGAAGUUGCACAUGAAAAUUCGACACCAGACUCGGUGGAAGGGUCUGGUGGACCAAGGCCGGACGGCUCGGGUUCACGGUGGACCCGGGUCUAAGUUUGUGCUAUCGGGAGCGGGCCUGUCUGAUGCUGAACAUCGGUUCGGCAUCCAGGCUCGUCUAAACCAAGUGGACACGAACUCGGUUCUGAAGCGACGCCGUAUGCGGCCAAAUGCUCAUUGUCGACAGUCGGCCUGCUCGAGUGCGGAAACACUGGCGCACGUUUUGAAUCACUGUGCAUCCAAUAUGGAUUUAAUCCGCCAGCGUCAUGACACUGCACUCGAGCGAAUUGGUGUGGAGAUCAGGAAAGCGCUUCAACGGACCAAGUCGCAAGCAGAGUUACGACUCAAUCAGACGGUUCCUGAGUACACCGGUGCGGCUCUGCGUCCGGAUAUGGUGCUGAGGGACGUAAAUGCCAAGACCAUGGUGAUCGCUGACUUGGCAGUCACCUUCGAGACCCAUGGUGCUGGAUCUCGCCUUUCCUCGCUGCAGUCCAGCUAUGACUUCAAGAUGCUCAAGUACAAGCCUAUCGCCGAUGAACUCCGGCUGAAGGGGUGGAGAGUGGAGUCCGCUGCGAUUGUCUAUGGAUCUCUAGGCUCGGUGCUCCCGCGUAACCUCAAGACAUACACGGACACGCUCCACCUGCUCAAGCGCGAUGCUAGGACUCUGGAAUUUCGCCUUUCCAGUCAUUGUGUCCGCUCCAGUCGCCGGAUCUGGAGCUGGCACUGCCAACUACACAGGGAUCGACAACGGAGAGGGGCGGCUACAAGAGAGUCGCGCAGGUCCGGGGGAACCUGCAGGCUCCUCAGCCGCCAGAGGCGCGGUGAUAAGCUGGUCUUUAUGACCGACAGGGCACUAUCCAGGUAG